This is a messenger RNA of Trametes versicolor FP-101664 SS1, 366 nucleotides long. RefSeq lists its product as uncharacterized. Lineage: Eukaryota; Fungi; Basidiomycota; Agaricomycetes; Polyporales; Polyporaceae. The annotation marks the transcript as partial. The record is from RefSeq and is a predicted model, not a curated record. The transcript has a single exon.
AUGCCCAAACUUACUCCCACCAAAAAGGCCAAACUUUGGACCAUGUACGAGAAUGGCCACAAGACUGGUGACAUCGCUGCUGAGCUCGGCUACCAUCCCUCCACCAUCUGUCGCAACUACGCCAAACUACAAGAAAAUCUUGAUUUCUACACCAAACCGACCCGGACUGGCCGCCCACGCAUUCUCAGCCCACGCUCGCUGCGGCACACCGAGAUGUUGAUCAAGAGUGGGAAGGCCCGCGAUGCUGCCAACAUCAAGCGCUCGCUUUUCCCCAAGGCUGGCUACUCAACUGUCCAGCGAAACCUGGCGGAAAUUGGGUAUCCCGGACGUCUACGCCGUGAGAAGCCACUGCUAACCGCGGCUCAC